Molecule: messenger RNA, 1680 nt
Organism: Microplitis demolitor
Lineage: Eukaryota; Metazoa; Arthropoda; Insecta; Hymenoptera; Braconidae
Exons: 3
Coding region: 95-1078 (327 amino acids)
Source: RefSeq, a predicted model, not a curated record
GCAACCUGUGAAACAUAAAUUUUUUAAUUUUCGUUGUACGAAAAACGUUACGAUCUUCAGAUAAAAAAAAAAAAUAGUAAUUUAAAAUAAAGUAAUGAAUAACAAAGAAGACAGUAUUGAAUUUAUAACAGAAAUAAUUCCUGAAAUAGUUCACAGUCGUUGUUUUUGCGACGUUGGAUCACGAGAAUUUAUUGAGUUUGAUUCAGUAUCAAUUGAUAAAGUUUCACACCCAUCAGAACAAAUAAAUGACAAGAGUAAAAGAAUAAGUGAUAGAAAGAUUGAAUUAUUUCGCGGUAAAAUAGUGAUAAAAUUUUCCGAUGAUCCGAAAACAUUUUUCGUUAUAAUAAAAUUGCUUGGACAGCAGAUAGAGGAGGACGAUGACGACUAUAAAUAUUUUUUAAAUGAAGAAAUGUUUUAUAACAAGAUGACAUCGGAAUACAAACUGGAUAUUUAUCCGAAAGUGUAUGUUGCUGACAUGGGUCGAUACGGACGUCCAAUCAUUGUUAUAGAGGAUCUUGAGGCAGUUUCUGGAUAUAGACGCGUUGAUUCUAAAUUGGAUGAGGAUCACUUGAGGAUAUGUUUGAAGGCGAUUGCGAGGUUUCAUGCUCGUGGCCUUAGGCUCAAAUACGAUAAAUUCAAUACGUUCAGAGAGUUCUAUGCCAAAUUGCUCGAUACAAACAAUAUUCGAGAUUACAAUUCCCACAUUAAGUUUAUCAACAAAAUAAUUCAAUACGUGAAAGAACAUCCAGAUUUAGAUAAAAGGAUAAUUAAAUUAUUCCAAGAUGACGUCGCUGAUUAUAAACAUGAAACUGAAAUAAGAGACAAUGAAUUUUUAACUAUUUGUCAUGGAAACUUCAACUUAAAUAAUUUACUUUUCUGGUAUGAGAAUAACAUACCAACGGAUGUCAAAAUUAUCGAUUGGGGAUGCAUGAAAUAUUCGUUGCCGAGUCUUGAUUGGCAAAUUAUUAAUAUAAGUAAAGUUGGAGACGAAAUUUUUAAUGGUAACAUAAAGGAAAUAUUUCAUGAUUACUUGCUUGUUCUAGUUGAUGAGUGUCCUGGAAUAUUUGAUAAUAUUUAACAUUAAUUAGGUUAAUGUCUAACGAUUAGUAGAAUUAUGGAGGUAUUUAUUUUGAGCUCUUUGAUUGAAUUCUAUCAUACUUUAAUUACGUUCGCAAGUAAAUAAUUUGGUCUUUGUCGAAAUUACAUGCGGACAAUUAUUGAUUAAAGACAUUUGAGUUGUGUCUAUAAUUAUCAUUUAAACUAAAUGAUAAAAAUAAAAUAAAGUUGUUUUAAUUUUUGAAGACUAGAAAUUUGAAUAAUUUAUCAAAUUGUUAUCAUUUAAUUUCAGCUAUUUAAACAAAGUCCUUAGUAAUUUUGUGUUAAAUUAUUAAUAGUUUUUGUUUAUCUUGGCUAAGUAAAUAAACUUAUCUUUGAAUUGCAAUUACACUUACUGCGAUGGUUUAUAAUUACUGCGGGUUAUAUUAAAAAAAACACUACACUAGAUCUCCUGUAUUUUAUUGUUAUUAUUUCAUUUAAUCUAGUUUUAAAUAACACACGUAUGACUUACAGUUGUAUUUUAUAAUUUUAAUUUGCUUUGUUAUAAGUUUUGUUUUGACUAUUCUCCGAUAUGAUGUCUCAUAUUACGAUCCAUUACUGUAACAAUAAUUAAUAAAUAGUAAU